This is a messenger RNA of Kazachstania africana CBS 2517, 972 nucleotides long. It is a transcript of the gene MRX21, whose product is annotated as Mrx21p. Bases 1 to 972 code for a protein of 323 amino acids. NCBI's taxonomy places the organism in Eukaryota, Fungi, Ascomycota, Saccharomycetes, Saccharomycetales, Saccharomycetaceae. The transcript has a single exon. Gene Ontology annotation, biological process: transmembrane transport. The record is from RefSeq and is a predicted model, not a curated record.
AUGAAUGAGAUGGUUUCAACGGCACAGACCAUUUUACAAAAUGAGUCGAACGUUACAUUCGUAUCAGGUGGAAUCGCUGGGGCAGUAUCCAGGACAGUAGUUUCACCCUUUGAGAGAGUCAAAAUUCUAUUACAAGUUCAAAGUACAAGAGCUCCAUACAAUAAUGGUGUAUUUAAGGCCAUAUCUCAAGUUUAUAAAGAAGAGAAUGUCAAGGGUUUAUUCCGUGGAAACGGUCUCAACUGUAUAAGAGUAUUCCCAUAUAGUGCAGUUCAGUUCGUUGUUUAUGAUUAUUGUAAGAAAAACAUAUUUCACGUUGAUAAGAAUAGUGCAGUGGCGCAAUUAACCAAUGUCCAGCGUUUGAUCAGUGGUGCCUUAUGUGGCGGUUGCAGUAUUAUUGCUACAUAUCCAUUAGAUUUAUUGAAAACUAGGCUGUCAAUUCAAACGUCGAACCUAGAAAAUUUAAGAAAUAGUAAAGCUGCCAAUACUUUAAAGCCACCUGGAUUUUGGCAAUUAUUCAGCAAAGUUUAUAGAGAAGAAGGUAAAGUAUUUGGAUUAUUUAGAGGCAUUUGGCCCACCUCUCUGGGGAUUAUUCCAUACGUAGCAUUAAACUUUACUAUUUACGAGCAAUUAAGAGAAUAUUUACCUAAAGAGGAGGAUGUCAACAACUUGAAAUCUUCCUUAAAGCAAAAUACUUAUAUGCUAACUAUUGGCGCGAUAAGUGGAGGGGUAGCGCAGACUCUCACCUAUCCUUUUGAUUUACUCCGGCGAAGAUUUCAGAUACUGACAAUGGGCAAUAAUGAGUUGGGAUUCUACUAUACAGGCAUUUAUGAUGCUCUGAAGACAAUUGCUCGAACAGAAGGCCUUCGAGGCUACUAUAAGGGAUUAGAGGCUAAUUUACUAAAAGUGGUACCUUCUACUGCGGUAAGCUGGCUAGUUUAUGAAAUGACCUGCAAUAGCAUCAAGAGACUGUGA